GAGUAAUAAAAACAUCAUCACCAAGACCGAUCGAGCAAAAAAAAAAAAAAAACUUCUUGGUCUCGUUUUACGUCUCUGGGAAGAUGAAAGACAGAGAAGAAUCAUCUGGCUCUUCAGGAUCAGCAUCAAACAACCCUAACGGUGAACACGAGCCUCCUCGAGAAAUCAACAUCAGACCAUUCUCUUCUGUCCCUUCUUCUCCUCGUAACGCUUCUUCCAAAUACGAUUUCGUCAAGGUGAAGGUGUGGCUUGGAGAUGCAGAUCAUUACUAUGUUCUGUCUCGGUUCUUGGUCUGUAGAAUGUUAACUGUAACUAAGAUUCCAAAUCACGUGGCUGUGAAGAUUGCUCUUGAGCUAAAGAAGCUUCUCAUUGACAACAGUCUUCUUGAUGUGUCUCAGAAAGAUUUGGAAACCAGUUUGUUUAUGCUUAUGGAGCGACGAGGGUAUGGGAAGGAGUAUGUUAAUCGCUACAAUAUGAUGACAAAAUUUCAUCAUCAGAGAGUACCUCUUGUGAUACUUGUGUGUGGAACAGCUUGUGUUGGCAAGUCCACAAUAGCUACACAACUUGCUCAGAGACUUAACUUGCCUAACGUCUUACAUACUGACAUGGUGUAUGAGCUGCUCCGUACAGCAACUGAUGCUCCUUUGACAUCAACCCCUGUAUGGACACGAGAGUUCGGAUCAUCAGAGGAGCUGAUAACUGAGUUUUGUAGAGAAUGCAGAAUUGUUCGUAAAGGACUUGCUGGUGAUUUGAAGAAGGCAAUGAAAGAUGGGAAACCCAUUAUAAUUGAGGGAAGACAUUUAGAUCCAAGCAUAUACUUAAUGAACGAUGAGAACAAAGCUCCAUCAAAUGAUGCCGAGAAGAAUAGCAAAGAAACCAACUCUUCAGGAGGAGAUGUAACCUCGGAGGAAAACACCGAGGCAGGUUCUUCAAACACUAAAGAAACCGAAGAUAGUAGUGCUUCAGAGCCUCAUUCUCAGAGUGAAGACAUGACUUCUGUGGAAGAUGAACUAUCUGAACAAGUUACAGAAUGUAAAAUCGAUGAAGACGAAGAGAAAAGAAAAGCUGCUGAUGGAAAAGGAAAAGCGAAAUCUGGUCCUGAGCCUAUAGUCAUAUCCAUUGUUCUAAAGAUGGCUGAGUUUGAUCAUAAGGUGAAUCAGUUUUUAUGAGGCAGGAAGUUAGUCUUUCUCAGUUGUUGAAUUUCUUGAAUUUUGUUAUAUCAGGCUUUGCUAGAGGAGUGGAUCUCUUCACGUACAUCUGGAGAUAAAUAUACAUCUAAGGAGAAAGAGAGACUAAUCACAAACCUAAAGACCAUUGAAGACUACCUUUGCUCCUUUAAUACACAGGUUUGUUUAGUCCUUCAUCACUCCAACUUUUUCUUUCAGGCUUCACUGUUUUUUUUAACCACUGUUACAGGGAGUGACAGUUGUAAAUAUAUCGGCCACUACUUUCCCACAGACACUAGAUUGGCUUCACAACUAUCUUCUUCAGCGAAUUGAGGAAGGGAUUCGAGCGUCAGAGAAUGAGACGCCGGGCAAAGAAGUGUUGAAGAAUGCUCAAGUCGCAUCUUCUUAAGGAAGAAGCUUCUUGUCACUGUGUAAUCUGAAACAGGAAAUGAGUUUAGUUAUAAAAACAACUCUCUAAAAUGUAUGAACAUGUCUUUCGAUUCAGAAAAACUUCUUUGUCUUAAAUCUUAAUUGCUAAUUCCGUGGCAAUGAUAAAGGAA
Eruca vesicaria subsp. sativa (arugula) is the source of this 1726-nucleotide messenger RNA. The record is from the annotation of a GenBank genome assembly. NCBI's taxonomy places the organism in Eukaryota, Viridiplantae, Streptophyta, Magnoliopsida, Brassicales, Brassicaceae.